AUGGCAUUCCGAGAUGACUUCACCAGCCACCGGGAGAACAGGGAACUGAUGCACGUCAGUGGGGAUGACCUCUUCGGCGACCCGCUGAACAUCCGAGGCAGUAAGCAACCGGCAGCUUUGGAGGUUGGAGGCAUUGCUCAACCUGGCCCAUUGAGACCGUCGAGAGGCUCCACCGAUCCGGCGGAUCGAUAUGACCGUGGUUAUGGCCGAUCCAAUGGACGGGACAACGGCUACAGCCAGAGAAAUGGCCAUGCUGCAGCAGGAUAUCGACCUCCGCUUGAUGACGAUUUUCAGCAGGAGUACCGAAAUGGCAACUCCAAGACGAUGAUGGAGUCCACGAUGGCCGACUGGGAGGACAGCGUGCAAGAGACCUUUGGUUAUGUGGUCUCUUCAAUGUGGAGCAUCGUCUCGGGUGGCCGGCAGUGCUGCUCCAUGCGGGAUCGCGGUCGAAAGGAAGACAUGGAGGCCGCCAAGCGAGCUGCACUCACCGGUCGGCCGCCUCCCAAGGGCAUUUUCUUGGUGGAUCUUUUGGUCCAAGCACGGCUGAUCUUAAACCAACCCUGCAAGGUGAAGGCUGAUCCUCCAAAAUCGGAACUUGGUGCCAUGGCCACCAUCCAGGAUGAGCUUUUUCGACAUCCGCAGGUUCAAGCCUCCCUCCGCAAUGCUGGUGAGAAGGCCCUGAAUGAUCCACAAGUGCAAAGCGCUCUGGUCCAAGCUGCCCAGGAGCAUGGGCCAGAGUUGGCCGCUUUAGUGAGAGACCAGGUCAGCACUUGGGCUACGGACCCAGAGGUGCAGAAACGUGCCAAGCACUAUGCGAGCGAGGCCGCCAAGGCUGCGGGCCAGGUGAUUUCAAGAGCUGGACAGAUGUUUGCUGAUCAGAUUGCCCAGGGCCCUGCGGGGCUGCGGGUCUUGGCUUUUUGCGCUGGUGGCACCUCAUUGGCGUGCUGUGUGCUGGAGAUGCUCCACGUGGAAAGUGUUUUAAUGGGCCCUUCAAGAUAUAUCCUGAGUGGCUUCCAGGGCAUUUUCGCCGUCACGACGAUGCUCUUUGAGAUGCCAGCGGAUUGGGUGGCCAUGGUGCCAGGGGUCACUCACUAUCAGGAUUUGAUCAUGGACGAGGCACGCUUCAUGACUCGCGCUGGAGGCCGUGGUCUUUUCUACAUCUUCCAGGGUGCGAUUUGGGCAUGUUUCGCCUCCUUGCUCUCUGUGGUACACCUGGCAGCAGCUGCUGCCAUGCUCCUGGUGGGCACGCUCCAUGUGUUGAUGCAGUUUGGUAUCAUGCCACAAAAUGUGGCGCAAAAGAUACGGGAGAAGACCGGCUACGACCCCGUGCCGCAGCACGAGUAGGAGAGUGGACCGAGAGUGGACCGGUCAUAUCCAUUGGAAAUGGCCAAUAGCUACGUUCGGUUCGCGCCCGAUCCCUCCGUUCGAAGCGGUGCCCUUUGUUACUAGUAGCUUCUUGUUGCUAGUAGUAAGGCCAGGAGCUACUAGUAGCGUCCUUGCUCCUAUCAGGUUUGUCUCAAUUCCUUGUGACAUGGGAGUGGCAUUUCAACCAAAUGUUCCAAGAUAUCACAUACUUGAGUCCAGUGCGGCCUGAGACACUUGCUGAGCUCUUUGCAAGAUUUGUUUUUCUUGCCAAGCACAGCGUGGCCCAAUGGUGCCACCCUGAAUUUUUUUUUCUUGAGAUUUGCAUCACGUUUGUGGCCGACUUCUGCCAAUUCAGUUUGCACGUGGCAUCACGUGGCAAUGUCACACCCACAGAGACGCUAUCUCACGAUUUGUCUCUUUAGACAAUUGGAGCUCUGGCAAAUCUCAGAAUCUGUAAAUGGAUA
Durusdinium trenchii is the source of this 1829-nucleotide messenger RNA. The record is from the annotation of a GenBank genome assembly. NCBI's taxonomy places the organism in Eukaryota, Dinophyceae, Suessiales, Symbiodiniaceae.